AGUAAGUCGCUUUCGCUUUUAAACGUUAUUCAUUAAACGUUAAUCAUAAUUAUUUUACAAUCGUAAAAUAUAAUUAUAAAAAGUACAAAGAAACACACAUAAAAUAUAAAAAACGUAAUGUAUUGUUAAGAUUCAUGGUGUUAAGAUUCAAUAAAAGUGGAUAAUAUAAAAUUUUUUUUCUACAUAUUAAAGGAAUGAACGGAAAGAAAGCAAAAAAAAAAAUUUUUUUAUGAAACUUACAUGUGCGCAAGAGAUUAUUUUCAAAAUACUCCUUUCGCUAUACUUACUGUUAUCUGAAAAAUAUUGAAAGUAUAGAUAAUGGUUAAUCAAAUUUAUAAUAUUAUUUAAAAUAAGAAUUUGAAAUUAAUUAAAUUAUGGCUCAACGAAACGAUAAAAACGACGAAAUUAUUUACAUGGAUGAAAUUGGUGAUGAAAUACCAAAAUCAUUAGCUUCUAAAUCAUUGGAAAUGACUGUUGGAAUACGUUCUGAUAUGACUGAAACUGACAAUACGAAUAAUCCACGACCGACUGCUGGUCCAGAAAUUAACAAUCAUAAAUUAGCUACUAAUCCUCCUAUAUUUGAUUAUCGAGGUACAGAUAGUGGUCUUUUAUCAAGUGAACCGGGAAUAUCAGAAAAUCCAAGAACUCCAUUUUUUUCACGAUCACCUCUUCAACCGAUACCUGACGUGAAUAUCUAUCAACACAAAAAGACGCUUGCUCAAGGGAUGAUGGAUUUGGCUCUUUUGUCUGCCAAUGCGAAUCAAUUGCGUUAUGUUUUACAAACCGAUGGGGGUCAUCAAUAUUAUUAUCCUUCAUUGGUACUAAUAGGUUCCAGCUUAUUGUUGCAAAUUGCAGUAGGAAUAGGAUUGAUAUGGAAUAGCAAGUAUAAUAUUAAAGACGAUGCUCAAAUGUGUAAAGCUGAUCGGACUAAUAAUUGGACAGUGAUUGGUAUAUUCUUAGUGACAAUUUUCAAUGUUUUUAUCUCGUCAUUUGGCGUUGUUGAUCAAGUGUCGACAAUACCUAUACAAACUUAAAAUUGUUAAAAUUUAAAACUGAAAUAAUAUUAUGAAUUAAUAAGGAAUUUUGACAUUUUAUAUUUUAAAUAAUAUACUUGAAUAAUCAUAAAAGAAGGUAUGGAUUUUUAUUUUACUAUUAAACUUGCACACAAUAGGGGAUUGAUUGUAAAAUUUUUUCCAAUUUCUUAAAAAGUUUCUCUUUUUUUUUAGCUAUAUUUUCUGUCUUUUCAUUCAAUUCGGUAGAAAUUUCCAUUAACCAUUUUUCUAUUUCUAUAUUAUUAUCUUGAACUUUUAAUAAACGCGAAAUGCAUUUACGUUCACAGUCUAGAGAAUUUAUAGGUUUCUCUUUAGAUGAUAAUGUUUCUAAUUUUUCUUGAAUUAUACAACAUAAUAAGGAAAUGAACUUCGAAACUUCAUUCCAAUCCAUAUCUUCUAAAUUGACAUUUUGUAACUUAUUGUGUUCUUGUAUUACUGUUAUCUGUAAUUUUUAUUAUCAUUAUUUUAUUAAAAUUAAUAAAUUUAAUAUUUUAUAAAAUGA
This is a messenger RNA of Apis cerana (Asiatic honeybee), 1554 nucleotides long. Its product is annotated as ninjurin-A. Gene Ontology annotation, cellular component: membrane. Gene Ontology annotation, biological process: tissue regeneration; cell adhesion. The record is from RefSeq and is a predicted model, not a curated record. Lineage: Eukaryota; Metazoa; Arthropoda; Insecta; Hymenoptera; Apidae.